AUGUGUUCUUACAAAAUUUCGCUUGCAGAAAGCUGUAUCAAUAAAUAUCCUCAUUGUAUCAACUGGGCCCAAAAAGGAGAAUGCAAAAAGAACAGUCUCUUCAUGAUGGCAAACUGCCGACGCAGCUGCGCAAACUGUGGUAAGUACGGUGGCCCACACGUGCAACGGCAAAAAUGAAAAAGUCGCGCAAACCAAAUUUCAACUGACAACCAAACAAAACAAAUUAGCAGCAAAAUGAAACGUCACGGCCAAAUAAAAUUAACUCACGGAAAAAUGCAAUCAACUCACAGCAAAACAAAAUCUUCUUCAGCUCGAGGCAAAAAUUAUAAACUUAUACGAAUCGUCAGCGGCUGGACACUUCAACUCCCAUAGGGAGUUACGCGUGCUUGCAUCUAGCAAAAUGGCCGCGAACCAAAGCGAUAUGUUACGACAUGAUAAGAGAAUCACCUCGUAUUCGGAGCCCUGCCUGAGGUAAUAUUUCAAAGCGAUUUCUGCACUGUCAAGAGUUAUCGCUAAAUAACACAGUAUUCCUCUGACUGACAUUCGCAGUUCACAGAUCCUCAAGGCGUUCAGUACGCUUUGGUUCGACGCCAUUUUGCUAUAGGCAAAGCGUGCAACAAAUUAUGCUAUUAUUUGUUUAUACUACUAAUAAGAACAUAUUUUUUUGUUGAGACAUUCUAGAAUGUACAAUUACUUUUCCAGAAGAGAGUCAAUGUAGCGCUACAGGCGACCAUUGAGACGUUGUAUGGGAAUUAAAAUACUGAGGCCUGCGAAGGCUAAAUAUCAUUACAUUUUACCUUCUUAUAUAAAAUAAAUAAAGGAGACUUUCCUUUGAUCUAUUCCUGUAGUUUUUUGGUGUGAAUUCAUAAAGUCCACUAAAUCGAUUAGUUCACACCAAAAAAAACACCGGAAAAGAUCAAAGUUCUCCUUUAUUUAUUUUGUAGAAAAAAGAAAAAAUAUAAUGAUAUUUAGCGUUCGCUAACCUCUGCCAGCAUGUUUAAAAAUACGAAGAAAUAUUCAAUCCCAGCCAGUGUGCAAAGGAACUUUGCCAGCCAGCGGUAGCAUAAGACAAUCACCGGAACAGUUUCACACCAGAACUGGUGUAAAGUUUCGCAGCAAAAGCCAAUGGUCGUAUGUAGUAAGUAAGGUAUUCCCCGUAAAAUUUCACACCAGAAACUGGUGAAAAGUUUCGCAGCAAAAGCCAGUGGUCGUAUGUAGUCAGUCAGGCAAUUACCGGCCGCAAAAGUUUCACACAGAACUGGCGCAAAGUUUCGCAGCGAAAGCCAAUGGUCUCAAGUAUUCAGUCAGGCAAUCACCGUACAAGUUUCACAGCAGAACUAGUGCAAAGUGUUGCAGGAAAAGCCAAUGGUCGUAUACAGUCAGUCCAGAAUCUGGACUUUUGACUUCUUGGUCGAAAAGCAAAAGAUCCCUCGGAGCUUUUCACCGAUUGGUCAAGCAACAUAUCUGACUUCCGCGACUGCGUGAAAGUGUGUAAAAAAAUAGUUAUUGACGAUUUUAAACCCGCACUUUUACUAACUGAUGACCAUGAAAGAUUUGUUGCCGCAGAAUCAAUUCCUAUACUUUUGACCACUUCCAGUAAAGUACUGAAUUCGGUUGCUCAACUAUUGUUUUCAAUAAAUUACUAAUUUGUUUGACGUGACGGUUUGAACAGAGAUACCACUCGGCAAUCUUUGAUCUGUGAUGUUUUCGCUAACGACCACUGAAUCAACUUAGCAUUCACCUCUUCUGUAAAGUAGAUGAAUACAUUUCGAUAAUAGCCGUCUUCGUGGCCUUUACCUAACCUGAUCGCAGGUUAGGUAAGGAGCAAUAACUGGACAAUCAGAAGAAAAUAAAAAUUCCAAACAAAAAUAUCCUAUUCUUCACGAGAAGUGAUUUUAAAAAACAUACUUUUAAUUUGUUUAUUUAUAGGCCAUUUUAACCAGCUCUUUUAACCCUGCUUCGGGCAACUCUGUCGGCAGCAGUUCGUCUCUAAGAAAAUUUGAAAAUACUGUUCACAUUUGUGUUUUGUUUUUUGCGAGAACAUAUAUCAUAAAGUCUUUUUUAUUCUCUUUUUGCUACUUUGGAAAAAGGGCCUCUCAGACGUUACGCCCGCUGUCAAAUUUGAGGUCCUUCAGCCGGAAACAUAAUUAUCAAAAAGUGUAAUCUGAGUCAAUGUGUUCGAAGAUAUCAAUAAAUUUUACAGAGCUCUUACAUUUUAUGCGCUUACAAAAAGUUUUAAAAGCGACAAACGCCUCUUCUCAGUCAGAACAGACACUGGUGUAAAAGUCAAAGAAAGAUACCCGUUCAGGAUUUACCCUGUGUAGUAUCGUGGGAUAUUCUUACGAGUCCCGCUGCAUUUUGGCGAGCCCGUAGGGCGAGACAAAAUACAAGAGACGAGCAGAAAUAUCCCACGACACUACACACGAGGCCGUCCAAUAACAGAUUUAUUAUUCAACUCGAGAAGUAUAAAAUAGAACUCGGUAAAUGUGCACGGACAGUACCGUUUUCUACCUAUGACGAGAAUGAGUGACAGACUGACGAGAGUCGAGUUUUCGCGCGCUUUCAUCAACGCUGUUGCUGAUUGGUCUGACAGAAAUGAAACCUUGUCAAACUAGUUUACUCGGUAAAUCGAUUUUUUCACAAGUUUUCGUCGCCGCUUUUAAACAUUUGCUUAAAAAGCAGAGAUGGAGUGAAAAAUAAUCAAUCGUGAGGCUUAUGAUGGUAAUCGGUUAUGUAAAACGGACUGCAAGUAGAAAAACUGAACCGAGCAAAUCGAUUCUACAAAAUCUCUUCUACAAAUUGAAGGAGUUUCAAAGAGCUACUCGUAAACAGAAGACUUGAAACCUUAUCUUCGCCGGGGUAUACUAGGUCAUACUAACGAAAAGAGGAAGUCUUAGAGUGUCUACCAUGUCGAGUUUCCUCAUAUCUUUUUAAAAGAACUAGAGGUGAAGACUGUUCAGUUCUUCGGUGGGGAUUGUAUUUAAUGGACGUUGUUUUUUUCACGGAUUUUCGCCAUCAUUAUCUCCACCACGCAACAGUUACUUCAGGUUUGUUUUCAUCUUCUCUGUUGUAUCUUAAGCAUAACGUUUGCAUGCUCCAUUUAUUUUUAACAAUUGUCCACAUUUCAUUGUUGCUCAGACGACUUUACUCUAGAAAUUCGGUUCAUUUAAGCUCACAAUUUGGCGACUUUUCCGUUAUUUUCUUCGGAAAACGAUGUAUUUUCUUCAUUCAAACCGGUCAAACCGGAGUACAAAUACCGUGAGACAUUUGUACUCGUUUUUAGCGUAGUUUGUACUCUACUGAGUGCAGUUGAAUAAUAAUACAAUUUAUUAUUCCACUAUUAUGUCAUUUUACCAUAUAAGGUCAAGAGAACAAGCAAAAUACGAGGCCGUAAUACACCGUAGGGUCCUGGUUUAAACGGUUUACAACAGAGCGAAUACCGGCGGAUGCAAAAGGAGCAACUGUGGCUGACAGAAUCAGGAUGUUUGGAUACUCUCAUUAGAAAAUAGAAGCCAAAAUACCAUUCUUCUUUUGCAGUAAAAUAAUUAACCUCUCAUUCAAUGGUUUGGCAUAUAAUACGCGCGAACAUUUUGCUAAUUGUUAACGUCAUUCUCACAGACAGAAUCAGGAUGUCUCUGAAUACUCUCACCAAAAAAUAGAAGCCGAUUGCCAGAUAAUUUUUUUUUGUAGUGGAAUAAUAAACGUCUUAUUCGAUGGUUUAGCAUAAAAUACGAGCGGACAUUUUGCUCAUUGCUCGUAUUUUUCCUCGCCCCUGCGGGGCUCGGAAAAAUACAACGCAACUCGCAAAAUAUCCGCACGUAUUAUAUUCUAAACCAUCGAAUAAGGUGUAUUUACUGCACAGGCACUGAGAUGCAACGGUACACCUAGGCGUUGCCUUUUUAACCAACAGUGACAACGGACGCGAAAUAAGUUAUACAGGUAUUUUACUGUACAAGACAUUUACAACAGGAAUUUUUGCUUGCUUUUAUUGACACACCCAAACAAAUUUCCGUUUUUGGCAAAAGGUGUCAUUUUCAAAGGGGUUUCGUCUUUUUCGCGUGGGGUGAUUUUCACGCGCUAGCUCGCUCUACUAUUUAUGAAAAAAAUUACAGUGCAGUUGCCAGGAGAAAAAGUAUGCCUUUCUUAUCCAGCCAGUACCAAUUGUCCGUAUUUUCAGCACGCGAGUGGCUCAUUUAGAUUUCCCAGCCAGCUAAUUAGCCAAUGAUUUAUUUCCCAACUAGCUGAAAUUCUGACUUAUCUCCGCACCAAGCACUGUUAACCGAGGCACAAACGGUUCAACAAGCUACAGACUUAAAAUUCUGUUGGGAAAAGCAAGGUUCAAUAUUCCUUAGUAUGACAGAUACCUCGCGCAUUCAUAAAUUGAACAAUUUUCAAAAUCUUCAGUCUUUGCAAACGGGUGAGGAGUAGACUAGAACAACUAAUAAUCAUUGAUUUUGGAUCCACGUUGAGCAGGGUGGGGGGGGGGGGGGGGGAAGGAGGGGAGAGGAAGAGAUAAUUAAUUAAUUGAAGGUGCUGUUUUGUUGCGAGUAUCCUUCAGAUGUAGCCUAUUUCCCUUUACUUUGUGGUAUGGUCAGCUGUUGGCCUGUCGUCCUUGAGAGCAGACGGUCUAAUUCAUUUUUACCCAAUUAGUCAGACAAAAAGUUAAUAAUAAAGUUAAUAAAGUUAGUAGUUGAAACAAUUUUGACGGGGGAGGAAACGCGCCUAGAUCGAUUGUGUUUUUCACUGCUAGAGGACUACAUUUUGAUAGUCUAGUGAAGCCAACGAAAAUGCAGGAUUUGCAAUUACUUCACUAGUUCUUAGCAUAGCAAUAACAUUAGGGACAAGAACCAGUGAAUUUUAUUAAACAAAAUUUGAAAAACAAAUUGCUUCAACUUUAACAAUGUCAAUCAAACGAAUAAUAGAGAAAGUGGUUUAACUGCAAUGAACCUGAACUGUUUUCAUGUACACAGUAUAUAGAAAUGAGAAGUUUCGCUUGGUAGAGUGGAAGAAAUUCUUUUACAAUGCUAUGAUCACCUGAUAUAAUAGCCACCGAGCUUUACAGCUCGGUAAGUUUAAUUUGAAAAAAGCUAUCAAAACUCGGUGGGUUAUAAAUUUUUAUUUGAUAUGCUGGUACAAAAGCUUCGCGAUUCUUCACAGCGAAUGCAACGAGACGAAAACAAUAAUAUUGCAAGUCAGCGAAGAAUAACCAUGGGCGCCAACAUCAAUUUUCGGAAAAUAGCUGUUCGGAAGACGAUUUGAGAUCUAGAAUUUUCGGAACAUUUGUUGUAAAAUUUCUUGCUUACCUGCCUCUCCUAGGAUUUUCGAACAUCUAAGAAAUGGUAUAAUUGCCCAUUUUUAACGGAUUUUUACCCUAAAAAGGUCACUUAGAACUUUUGGGAGCUUUUUUUCUGGCUGAAAUUUUCGAAAAGGUAAGUUUUGAUCCCUAUACUUUUCGGAUCACUAGACUUUCAGCUAGGAAAUCCGAACAGAUGAAAAAUUUUUAGGGGAUAAAAAUAUGCCUAUAUCUACCGUUUAAAUAUUAAAAUAUGUUUAACAAUGCUAUGUUUAAAUGGUUUUGAACUAUAUUCUCGUCGGGUGCCCCUGAAUAAAGGCCUUGAAAAGAUUAUAAUUGUCAUUGAUAUGGUACAAAAGAGUCGCAGUUAUUCACAGCGAAUGCAACGUGACAAAAACAUUGACAGUCAGCGAAAAAUAAUGGCCUUGAAAAACUUAUAAUGGAAUCAGGCCGAGUCGUACACACAUAUUCCCAAAACCAAGACUUCGAUUGAUACAACCUAGAAGACACCUGAAUAACACUCCGUCUUACAUAAUACUUAACUUAUAUCCUCCACUUCCGCGAAAUACGCAAGCGAUGAAGAAAGAGGUCAAAGUCAAAGAACGUGAUCAUGCACGAGCAUGACAUCUCCACGAAAACGAGUCCAAAUGAGCCCAGUUUCCUGCGGCCGAGAUGCCCCUGACAAAUUAAUAGGGGCGGCUAAUUUGCAGUCGCCCGUGAUGGCUCGAAAAUUUCUGCCUUAGUGCCACAGGAACACCGACUUACGAACAAGACAGCGUAUACAGCUAAGUAUAAUAUAGUUCUUACAAUUGUUGUUUGUGCCUGUGGUUUUAAGAGAGACUCCAUGUGAAAACCAUGCAUUAUAAAAAAAUCCUUCUACAGUGAACAUAACGGUUUUGUUUAUAUUCUAGGUAGGUUUACAUAUUGAGGUGAUAAAAGGAUGUGUGCAAUAUUGUAGCAAAAUUCUUUAACUUGUAGAAGAUAUUGCGAUCGAAAAGAUCCACGACAGGAAUUAUUCAAAUAGUGCCACACCCAAGUUUCUACUAAUGUAUUGACCAUUUCCCGAUCAAAAUCACGUUAGAUAUGGUAAUAAGUUGUUAUUCAAGUAAUUGUAUGAUUAAGUUCAGGCGUUUUGUAUUAUAUAUUAGUAGUAGACAUAAUUUUAAAAUUAGCCUUUAUGGACUACGUGUGACAGUAAGGAUUUUGUGGUAAAAUUAUCGUUGAAUGUUGAAAUGGCGACGUUGUGUAUAAAGUUGAAAUGACACUGAUCUUUUUUUAUUGUCAUUAUACAAAGCGAAUAUCGUAAAAAUCCGAAAAUAAGCCCCUCCGUGUAUAAGCCCCUCCAAAAAUAAGACCCCAAACCAAGCCAUCUAUGUACAAGAACCCAAGAGGAAGACAUGGAGUCGUAGAUCAAGGGAAUACACCCCGCUCCUAUACUGUAGAACUAAUGCCGUCAUUGCUAACCAGCUCUUACACGCCCGCUCCUUUGAAAUUCAGAGUUAUAUUCCUCAGAAAUAAUUGCUCAAUAGAGCUACGCUGUAAAUUCGAGGUAAAAUGAAGCUUUGUUAUACGGCAAGAUCUUGAGACACGAAAGAAAUUCCCCGAUUUGACGAUGUUAUUUAAGAUAAAGACAGGAAAUGAACGGGUAUCCUUCCCAAACGACCUACGCAAGGUGGACUGUCCCUAAUGACCCGAGCUAUUGCACAGUACCCAUUCCAGUUCCAGCGUUGCUCGUUUAUCGCUAACGCGCACAAGUAUUCCGUAUGUGUUGAUUCGGUCGCUGCAUUCCAUUCAAGUAUAUUAUCUAUUGACGAUUUUUUUCAUAUGACUAGUAAUUUUAUCAAUGGUUUAAUGCCAGAAUCUGGGAAAUGAAAGGAGGUAAAUAUACAAAGAUACUCGCCAAGAUUCGGGUCAGAGAGUUAUUUCGUAUACGAGAUGUCCGAAAAAAUGUUUUUCCCAAAUUUAUAGGAAUUUAUAUGGAGACGCCAUGCUGGUGCCCACCUGGAUGGGCACCAACAUGGCAGAAGGAAACCAACAGAAACAUCUGUUAACGAGUUUUGCUACAAAAGCGUGAAUUUAUCCCUUGAGGAACUCAUAACCAUUAAAUUAAUACUUUUUCUAAUACAUUAACCGUUUAAAUAGCAAAAUUCCCCGAAAUAAGUCACUUUUUUAACCUACAUUACAGCUCUCUCAGCCGUCAUGUAAAAACCGCGUCACGCAAAAGCUUAAAAAUUCAAGCGCACUCUAACACAAACAAAAUCAAGAACGCUUUUGAAGCAAAAAUUUGUAUGAAAAUUAUUUUUCAGCUGCUCUAAUACGUCAUGAAAGUAAAAUCUCAGUAGGAUCGAUAAUAAGAAGUCUGAAUUUUAGUGACGUCAUGUGAAAACCAACAAUUUAUUUAUUUAUUUGUUUUUAUCUUGUUUAUAUAUUUCACUGUCAAUGUCAUGAGCUUCAUUGUACUGACCUUCCAUUGCCAGAUAAGCUCGCUAGAGGCAAUUAUGUCAAUUAAACAUUAAAGAUUAAAGAUUGUGUUAUGUUAUGUUAUGCUAUGUUUUGUUGUGUUAUGUUAUAAAUUUAAAGGCCUGAAUACAAAGGCAGACCGUAGUAGCCCCGCCUUUAGCAAUAUCUUUUCAAAGAUCUGUUUAAUAGACGCACACUACUUACGGAACCUUAGUUGCUCUCUGAACUCGACUUUCUUGGUGGAGAAGGAGGAAUAAAUUAAAAAGAAGCCCGAAGAGUGCCACUGCCGCAUCAUUUCAGUAUCAUAUUUUCUGAACCCGUGCAAUUCACAAAAUGUGUAGCGGUGUUGGAUAUAAUGAAUACCUUGAACAUUUAAUGCGAUAUUCGACGACAGUGAAGAAAGCAGCCUCUCCCCAGAAAGUCACGAAACAAAACGGAUUCUUGUCAAGACGAGAUGGAAGAAAUUGAACAUUUGGAUCCUUAGUCCCGCAUUCAAGAAGAAGUUCAGAAACGACAGCAGGUGCAGCGCAACUCUUUGAUUAACGCGUGGCUCGCGUUAAGGACGAGAAUUCUCUCCUUACAGUCUACAGAAAAGAGCUCAGAAAGAUACUCUUAGAAUAUAUGCAAUGGAUGCGUGCUGUGAAGAAAGACUAUACCUUCCGUACUUUCCGUAAAGUAAUAAAAACACCAAAAGAUCUUAAAGAUACAGAAGGAUUUGAUAGGAUAGAAUCAACAGAACUAGCUAUUGAUAAGCAGAAAUUUUUGCAUAAUCGAUUAAUGGCAAACAAGCUAUUCCCGAAAAUGAGCACUAGAAAACGGUUAAUUCUGCUGCAACACCACUUCUUUCCGGAAAACAAUUUGCAGAAAUUUGUGAUAGAUCUCUUUGACCCGCAAAUAUUUGAACUUUAACGCUGAGAGCUACACAGAGUUUUGAACUUUACCAUACACUUAAAGCCAAAAUAAGUGCUCCUUUGAGCUUAUUCCGGAAUACGGUCAAUCCAACGAGGCCUAAAUGUGAGCUUACAUUCGAACCAAUUUAAUGACCAGCUUCCACUUGGCUUGCUACCUCAACUGGUUAGGGCGUUGCAACAGUAUCGCAAAGGUAUCGCAAAGGGUUCGAAUCCCAUCAAGCCUGUAUUUUUUCAGGCUUUAACUACAAUAAUCUUCUUUUCAUUUCUUUCUCCCUUCCGCGAUUCCAUAUAUAAAAGUCAAAUAUUCAUCAUUUCCUAAGCUUACAUACCCUGAAUAAACAGAUUACACUUCAUGAUAUUUCACUUAUCAGGGUCAGUUCAACAGCUUAACUGAUUCAUGUGUGCUGGACUCGACGAUCCUAGUAAAAAAAACAAAACUAUUGCUGAAAGUUCUAUACUUUGACGCGACCUUAACUUGCCUUGAGCUUUCAAAACUGUUUUUAAUUAGCAUGAAAUCGUUUCACCUGGGUACUUUUUUGUUCUUACUUGCAUUCAAGACAACAUAAUUAUAUUGUUUGGGGACUUGGAACGAAUGAAGGCUGGAUUACCCACCGGUUCAGGAUUGAGUGAAUGGCUGGCUUACUAAUUUUGAAUGUUUGUUUUCAGCCAAAUGUGAAAAUGAAAAUAACAAGUGUAUAGAAUGGGCCAAGAAAGGCGAAUGUACAAAAAACUGGAAAUUUAUGGAACAGAAGUGCUGGAGAAGUUGUUCAAAUUGUGGUUAGUCACGCUGGUUGAAUGUUAACUAACCCUCUGACGACCUUUUUGUUUGUUUCAUUUCCAUAUAAACUAUGCAAAUUUUCCUUCCUGACUCAUUUAGCUCCCUUUCAGCCAUGAAGAUGGUAAGCAGCAAAUUCAGCAAGGCUAGAUCUUCCACUACUGGUUCCUCAUUUCGCAAAUUUAGACCAAUCCUGAUAUAGCUACAUAUACGUGCGCGUACCCCAAAAAGCUAUUUUGGGGGAAAUCCACUGCAAAUUUUGCUAUUCACCUUCUACUCUUUGCAGAUUAAAUUUGCUCCUUUUCUGGAAAGUUUGUCAGCCAAAAUUCAGUGCGAAGGCGAGAAGAUAAAGUGGUCAACAAAACUGGCUAUAAAAAGGAAAGGCAGAGGGGAAAAGAGAGCGAGGAAAAAAGUUUGAAAGAGAUUUGCAAAAAGGGCUUUUUAGCAUGCGCGAAAAACAAGAAAGCUGCUCUAGGCCGAGGCUCCCUACUAGAACAGGUCUCUCACGUUAAGAGAAAAAUGAUAAGAAAGUGAGAGACUUCUGUCGGCCCCAGAUGUAUUUGGUAUCACGCAUGUACUGGUGCUUCCUUAACAACAGGUAACCUUUUAUUUACGUGCGAAAAAACUUACAGAACCCGUUUGAGCGAUAGCAACUUUGAACUUAGACAUUUCCAGCUCGCAGUCUCAACAGUGGCACGAAACUGGUUUUGAAAACCAGUAAGUUUCGACCACAAAUGUGGUCGGCGGUACUAAAAAAACUUGUCUUGGGCCGGUAGAGAUCUCUCUUUUUCCUCUCUUUCUUCCCUUUCGCAGCUAACACCUCUGUUAGCGGGGAAAGGCCGAGUCAGAGGCGAUUUAGAUGAUUGACGAAUGUUGAAGUUUUGGUGGGUUGUCUUUUAAUUGGUAGAUCGCGUUUAGGGCAACGCUUUAAGCCACAGUAGUGACAAAUUGGGAAAACGUAGCUUGUGUACAGACUACAUAAUCGGUGAAAACCUCUAUUGGGUCAUGACAGAAGCAUAUUUUACAAUUUAAAGUUUACCAGCAAGUUAUAAUCGUUUAACCAUUCGACAACUGCUUCGGUCGUUUUCGUUCCAUGUGGAACGAUGCAUAUCUUCCUUCCUGGACCCAUUUAGCUGUCAGUUUAAAAUGUUACUAAAUUGGUAAGCAACAAUGCGUCAGCAAAGAUAGAUCUUUCCAGCGAUACCUUGUUUUGGAUAUUCUGACCAAUCCUGACAGAGAUACACUCACAAAAAAGGUAACAGUUUGGGGAAAAAUCCACUGCCAAUUUCGCUGUUUACAUACUACUUUUUGAAAAUUAAAUUUGUCCCUUUCCUAAAAUGUUAGCCGGCCACAAUUUCAUGCAAAAGAAAGAGGAUAUAAAGAGGGCAACAAAACCGCUAAUAAAGAAGAAAGGCAAAGAAAAAGAGGGCGAGAGAGAAACAUGAUUCGAUUCGCAAAAAAUUUGGCUUUUGCGCACUAGUGAAAAACAAAAAUGCUGUUUAAUUACGUCAGAUUAGUCAGAAAAUAUACCUUUUUUCCUUGCAAAACUCAUUUUAAGCCAUUCCUAUGCUAAUUAGCCGAAAACUAGUCCAAAGAAGAGGAAUUGGUGAAAAAUGCGGUUUUUUCGCUCCUCGCCGACCGUCACAAAAAGGUUAAAUGAGCAAAAUCUGUCAUCCGUGAAAUUAAUGCCUUUUAUUAUUCAUUCAAAAUAUUUCCCCAAUUGUGAUUGGCUAAAAGCACACUCAUAAUUCACCAUAACCAGUUACUGAUGACAAAAUUUCGAAGAAUUUUGUGUUUAACGAGGAAAUGACGUCAAAAAUGCAGCCUUCUACAGGUUAAUGCACCGUUAACAGAGAAGACCUGGGGACGAGAUUGAGUUGUUUUCGUUGUAAAAACUAAAAUGGCGGCCUCUUCACUCGUUUCAAGAGUAAGAACUACAGCUGGAACUAUGCGAAAUAAUGGCUAAACACAUAGGAAAACAGCAACAAGACAACUCAGAGGGCGACAUAUGCUAUUCGGAGAAUAUUUUGCUGGACAAACCUAAACAUAUACUAUCGAAAAUAAACUUAAAAUCGGUGCAGGUAAGCUUGUUUUAGAUAUGUUUUUAAACUAGGAAUUAUUUUGAAUGAAUAAUAAAACAAUUAUUGAAUUCGGCUUUCGUUUCAUAUGAAGAUAACACCCUCCUCGAUCUCCGUAAUUCUUCAUAAGAUACUCAGCCUCAUUCAUUAAUUGUUAAAUAUCUUUUUCUAAACGCGCCGUUUUACAAUUCCGCUUCUGUCAUGACGCAUUACAGUGAACAAAGUUUCCCUUCUGUAGUGUCCACUCCAAAGCUUUUCCACUUUUGCAAAUGCAGUGCUAAAUAAUAGUUUGACGUCACAGCAUGGCGGGUUAUAUUAAACAAUUAUGGAAUGAGGCUGAGUAUCAUCUGAAGAAUCAUAGAGAUCAAGGGGUGUGUUUUCAUUCAAAAUAAUUUCUGGUUUAAAAACAAGCUAAAAUAUGCUUACCUCCAUCGAUGUUAAGUUCAUUUCCGAUAAUGCACCUUAAUCGGCAAGUUUAGGAGCUAAAGGGUUUUUAAGCUCCGCAAAUAUUCUUUCAAAUUUGGUCGACAAUAGCUGGUUAUGAUGAAUUAUGCGUGUGAUUUUAGCCAAUCAGAAAUGGAGAAAUAUUUUGAAUGAAUGACAAAGCUAAAUAAACUUUGUAUUACCUUACGGUCGGUAAAUUGUCGUCCUUCUGCUUGAGAAGUGGUAUUUUGAGCUACUGAAGGGUUUGAGUUGGCUGUCUGCUAUUCCUCUUAAUUUGUUUUCCUGUAAUAAAUCUUCACAUGGCUUCGCAGCGACCGAAAUCCUCGCUAAAGGAAAUCAAAAUUUUGUUCCUGCAAACAGUUUUUCGCGACCAGUAAAAAAUAUGAUUAGACUGUUGUCAUCACAAAGUUCGCUUUCCUAUAAAUCAAACCAUGAUCCCUGGCUACCGAGGCCAGGGUGAAAUACAACAGUAACUCCGCGUGGACAAUACGGAUAGAAACUCUGGAAAUCACUAUUUAGUCCAUGCAAACAGAUAUUAAACACGUUUCUCUUUUCCUGCAAACGGUUCAUCCAAGCGAGUAAUGAAAGCGUUUAAAACUUCUCAUAUAAGAAUUAUUCUUAUGCGUAUGCUUGAAUACUCUCGACUGUCAUACAUAAAUUUCAUGAAACGGGCCUCGCGUCACGUGAAUAAAAAUUUCAGCGUGAUUGGGUAAUUGUUUGUUUUGGUUCGCGAAUCAAAACAUUUCCAAGGGUGGAAAAUCUCUGGACCGGUGUCAGCUUGUAAAGUUCUGUGUCUGCUAUGAAUUCUUGGACACAAAAUUGUCGGGAAAGUCAAAUUUUGUUACUUUCAAAGGUGGCCCGACUAAAACACGAACACCAAGCGAGAUACGUUGGUAAUUACAUUCCACGCCUUAGCUCUGAGAUAAGAAAGAACAAUGCUCGUUUUUAAUUUGCUACUUUUGAAUACAGCUAUUUCGAGAAAGGUUGUCGGAAAAAGUGCACGCGACAAUCCCGAAAGGUAUUGUGGGUGGUUUUGAGUUCACUGUUCUUCGAAGACAUUUGAAAGAAUGGCACAAGAGGCCAUGGACGUUUGUUUGCGAUAGCUAAAAGAAAGCAACAAAGGUAGGUUCGACAGCUACAGUACGUUAGGAACAGUGUAUUGAUUAUAUCUCAUUUUACAUUUUGGGAUUGUCGCGCGGACAUUUUUUGCGACAACCUUUCUCGAAAUAAGCCUGUUCCAGGCUCCAAGAUAGUGGGGAAAACGGGGCGAGAAAAAAAGCGCGAAAGUUUGACUGACUGACUGACUGGUGUUCAUUUUCUACUACAUCACCUACAUGAACGAUCGCAUUCAUGUCCGCUUCUUCUCCGGCGAAUCGGAAAGAUACUCGAGGGUGUGCGUUAGCUGCUGUGGCUGACUACAGGCAUUUUUCUCUUCAUCAUGCGAUCCAGUUUCAUCCUGUCGAAAGCAUCGCGACGCAGUACCAGUGCUACGCUACAGAGCAAACGACUUGUUAGUUGCUGAUGUGGAAGCAAUUCCAUCCACGUCAAAACAUUUCCAAUCAACAGCUAAAUUUAAUUCCCGCGUCAGAUGCGUCAUGACAAAAUCGGUUAGCAACCUUAGCUGGAAGAACUCGUCUCGCUGGUUUAGACACAUUAACCUGUUUGUAUGCCGGUUUCUCAUAUCUUUCUUUUUGUUUUAUGGGAACUGGUUUAAGCAAAUUCCAAGGGAUUAUAAAAUCUUUACCAUCAGUGGACAGCUCUUCUUUAAUCCAAUUAUUGCGGUCCCAAGGGAAAUACACACUCCUCCUGGAAAUGAAGAGGAGAUGCCCCUAAAAAUAACCACCAGCAUUAUUUUGCAGUAACUUAUGCAGGAAUCCACAAAGCAAGCAUAAAUCUUUUCCUUGUGAUUAUGAAUUUAUACAACUAGAGGAAUCAUUGGGAUGGCGUCCGAGUGGAGUUACUAGAGCGAUUAUUCGAGUUAUCGCGGUAAAUUUUAAUUAGUGAAUUUUUGAUCAGGGUAAAGGAAAUUUAGUUCAAGUUAGAGGGGAAUUUGAGGUUUCCGAGUUGGAGUUAACCGAGUAAAAAUGACUGAAAAAUGCUGUGUGAAAUACAAGGGAAAUUGGACUAAGUUUGAGUUAGCGGGUAGUUCGAGAUAUCCGAGUUUGAGUUGAUGGAGUUCUACUGUAUCUUGCUGGCGAACUAUAAAAUUGUAAAAUCAGCUGCUGUCAUGACACACUGCAGGUUUUGACAUGUCAUUUAUUUAAAAAUCAGAGAGUGCUGUCCUCUAUUUGAUCCGCAAACUUGGACACAAAAUUACGUUUGCCCAAUUUGGCAAUACUGCGACUUGAACUAUCACCGUAAAGCGCGAUCUACCAAAUAAAAAACAACCAUCUAAAACUUCCUGCGUUCUUUAAUGUCUCUUUAAAAUUCUAUCUAAAUCGCCUCCAAAGCAGUCGAGAUAUAAGCGUUUUAAAAUAUGUAGAACAAGCAAAAUUUUGUCUUAUUUAUUUAUUCAUGAAUUGGCGUAAACUGCAGCCUUAAGCAACACGACCACGACGACAACGACCACGUCAAAAAAGCAAUUGGUUUUAUGAGCAAAACAACAGCUCUGCACGUGUAUCAUGCUUUUUACUACAUUCCGUUGACGUCCACUACAAAAGGGAGUGUGUUACAUAACACCGGAGCCUGGUUCCCUCUCGUGGCUCUGGAAUUGUUUACAGGAUAUACCACAAAAUGUCCAUCCUCGGAGACCCAGGGGCAGCUAGUCGGUAAAAGUACUUUAAGAUCGAGAAGAGCUCUUCCCAGUUCAAGCUGCCCCUGGGUCUCCGAGGAUACAAAAUGUCAUGCCGGCGCGAAUCACACCGGGGUGAAUUCAUCCGGUCGUUGUACCGGAGUGAGAAUUUCACUUCAGUACGAAAUUUCGCAACGGUACCAUGUAAACGCGAAAUGACCACGCUUUUCGCCAUGAAAAUGGUCUGCCGGUGGACUGAAACGGGUAGCGCAUGAGUAGUUCUCGUCAAUUCAUUCAUGUUGGUUACGGAACGACGAAAAACGUGCAAAAAUAUUAACACUAUAAGAAAUCAAGAAGUCGUCCCGGUAUGAAAUUAGCGCCGGUGCGAGUUUUCUCAUGUGAACACCCCCUAAAGCCCCGUGCAAACGGACGCAACAUUAUUGGCUACAGACUCCGAACAUUUUUAGAUGUUACAUGUUGCGUCCGUUUGCACACCAUGUUGCAUUUUGCCGCAUGUUGUUGCGUGUUGUUGGGAGUUGUUGCUUAUCCUAGCAACUCCUCUCCACCAGCCCAUCCAAACCCGGGCAGCGAAAGUUUAAAGUUGUUUCAGAUUACCAUCUCCGUCCCGAACAUAAGAUGUAACUUCCUAAAAACAUUUCUUUUGUUGGUAUUGUACAUAAAGCGCCUUGUCAGAAUAAGUAUCCGGCCAAGUGCAUUAACUGGGCCAAGAAAGGAGAGUGCAAAACAAACAGAAAAUUCAUGGAUAAGUUCUGCUGGAAAAGCUGCUCAAGUUGCGGUAGGAGAGCAGAUCAAGUAUAAUUGCUUUUAUUAGGAGCCAUAAUGCAAGUAGGAGACCGUAAGUACAAGGUACUAGCGGUUUCAUCAAAAAGGUAAAAUGUGGAAUUUCAUUUUUAAAGCACCUUGCGCCACCCUUAACGUCAUAAACUCACGCAGGCACCCGGGAAUUUACGAGGCUCCAGCGUGGAAUUUCAUCACCUCGAUGGCGCAUAUGGGCUAAAAAUAGCACAUCUGACUAUUUUUGUGAAAUCAACCCCAUAACUGAAUAGGGUAGCAGUUACGGUCUCCUACCUUGAUUAUGGCCCCCGUUGUAAUUAAUUGUUAAUUUCCCAUCGGCUGCUUUAGUUGGGGGGACCUAGGGACGUGUGUUUCUCAAAACUCCCGAAAACAUUUCUGUCCCAAAAUUUUUUAUCAAGUGCACAAAGUUCAGUAGCAGAAAAACUAUUUUCAGUAGAUAUCAAAUAGAAGAAAAGGGAAAACUUUGCAAGUUCGAGAGAUUUGUUGGCCUCACCUGCACAAUAAAUCCCAAAAUAUAUGAUUAAAAACACUUUUUGUGGGAAGUUUAACAGGCCACAGUUGAUCAAACGGUGGAUAACGCCUAUACACUGGAUAGCGCAAUUGCUUUCCCUAAUACUUAUCGGCUUGAUAGUGAUUUAUACGGUGGAUAGCACUAUACAACGUUUGAACAAGGCCAGGUAUUUGCGCACAUCUCCCAUGAUACUACGCGCUUCGCAUUCAAUCAAAGCUACAGGGCAGGGGACAACACGGUAGAGACCCAUGAAAAGUACACCGAGGAGUUAUGAAAAGAAUUACAGUAGAACCCCAGUAACUCGAAAUCUGAAGGGAAACGAAACGCAAUUCGAGUUAGGGAGGGUUCGAGUUAUCGGGUUCGAUCGCAAAAUUCAAUUUUCAGUCUUACAAAUUGAUAGUUACUGAUUUUUCAGCACUUCAGUGUAUGGUGUUACUGCAGUGGAAGCUUAACGUAUUUCACCAGAAACGGUAACAUAUGAUUAGGCAUUUUUAUGAUAAGAAGUUAUCUGUUCUUUGCACCAGUUAAAAUCAAAUUGCUCAAGCGUUAACCAGCGAUUUCAGUGGUGUUUUGAAUUAUUAAACAAUAAGAAGAGCCAAUGGGAUGAAAUCCGAGUGGAGUAACAAGAACCAGAAUUCGAGUUACCGGGUAAAUUUCAGUGAAAUUUUGAUUAAGGGAAAGGAAAUUUAGUAUGAGUUAGCGGUGAAUUCGAGUUAUCUAAGUUCGAGUUAGCUGAGUAAAAAUGAUUGAAAAGUGGGAUGAAAUUCAAGGGAAACUGGACUUAGCUCGAGUUAGUGGGGAAUUCGAGUUAUCCUAGUUCCAGUCAGUGACGGGUCCAGGGGGGGUGUGGGGCGGGCCCCCCUUAUUUUUAGACCAAACUGAGGCCCGAAGAGUGGAAAAAAUAUUUUUUGACACCGGCCCUCCUAUCUCAGGGUCUGAAUGACCGCCAUCUCCCCCACCCCCCCUCCCCCCUUAUCUGAAGGUCUGGAUCGGCCACGGCGAGUUAUCGGGGUUCUACUGUAGUCCAGAACACUGCAAGAAAUUUGCAAGAAAUGAGUGCAACGGGUCACCUUACUGCAGUUACUGCACUUUCUAACGCAGAAUCAGUACCUCAUAGUUGUCGGUUCACUGGAAUGUUGAACCAUGGUCCCUGGUUUUAACGUCUUGUCUAAUUCUUUCCCAUUAAUUUCUGAAUUCGGAUCAUUUAUUGGGUCUUCGGGUCGGUUGUUUGAUAGCUUCUGGACAAGAGUUUUCAUCAACAGGUGUUAUACGGCUAAACCUAAUAAAAUUCUCAAGGAAACUACGCCUUAAACCAGCGUCUGUUUACAGGUGUUAUGGAAAUGGUAAAUAGAAUAAGAUGGUACUCUAAUUUGAAUAAGAGUUUCCUAAUGGCAACGAGGAAUGGGUUAUCCGAAUGCUAUGCCAUCUUUCCAAUUUUUUUUUUUCAGCUAAAUGUGAAAACAACCAUACAGGUUGUAUACGGUGGGCAGCUAAUGGACAAUGCUUCAAGACUCAACCUUACAUGACGAAGAAUUGUUGGAAGAGUUGCUCGUUUUGUGGUAUCCUAGAUUUAAUCUGUAAUAUUGGAUUAAGGCCAUCUAUCUUAACAGUAGUUUGAUGAUCUACAGGGUGUUUCAAAAGUUCGUUCCGAUUUUUUAUUGGCUUAAAUUUUACUAAUUAUUAAAAAAAACCUUUCGUAAAUCUUAGUAAGUUUUUCAUUAUUCAUUUAACAUUGAAUAACUAAAAUAUUAGUAACCAGAAUGUCUUCCUGUAUGUUUUCUGACAUUUUCUAAGCGGUGAGGUAUAGAAUGUACGAGCUCCCAAAGCGCGUCCAAAGUCACAUCCUUCCAGGCAAAGAGUAGUCACUGUCUUAGCUCGUCCAGUGUUUUGGGGGCUGGAUCUUUGUAUGUUGUCUCGUUUACGAUAAUCCAGAUGGUCUCUAGCGGGCUAAAAUCACAUGAGUUUGGUAUAAAGUUGGAAAAUCCUUCUGACACCAUGCUUGCAUGAAGUGUGCACUGCCUUUUUCUCUUCAAGGCUUUCCAACAUUUUUUGGUAUCUUAUACCCAUACCACUGUGCUCGAAACUUUGAUUGAUAAUGUGAAGUUGAAAUUUUUUUACCUUUCUGUUUUGUGGAAUUAUUAGCAUUUACUUACAACUUACACUUCUCACAUAGCUUGUGAAAAAACGGCCAACAACGCCUUGGUUUGUCUUUUAAGGUCUUUACUUUUGACCACUUGUUUGGUCAUCGUUCAGACUUCUUCAACAAUUUGUUUUUUGACUGAAUAGCAAGAAGACCAUAAAAAUAGAUGCAUGAGCUCUAGCACAACCAGUGUAGGCCUUCAUUUUCAUGAAGGAGUAGAGAAAAUAAAAGAAAACGAUAAAAAUACCAAAAUAGAAAACCUACAAAAUGGACACGAAAAGUAUGACGGGAAAAACCUCGCGUACGUGUACAGUUGGGGCAAAAAUUAAAAAAAAUUAUAAUUUCUUCAAACUUUAGUUUGAAAUUGCUUUAAGUAGUUAUUUUGAUAAAUUUCUUACCUAAAACAGUUAACAUUUGCCUAAGGAAGCAUUAAAUGCUUUGCGCAAAAUACAAUUUACAAUCGGGAACGAACUUUUUAAACACCUUGUAGUGAUUAAGGCGCUGACUGACUCCAAAUCUUAGGGUUCGAGUUCUUGUCUGCUCUCUCGGGGUUUUUAAUUUGACGUCCCAUUCACAACCGGCAAAGCUCGGACAAAUGUUAAAGCUGUUUUAGGUUAAAAACAGUCUGGCGACAACAAAAUUUAGUGCAAAUGAAAGCUUACUUGAAUGCUACGUAUAAACGUCUGCCUUUAAGCCUGUUCCAGGCUCCUACCACGUGGAACAGGCUUCUUAUUUUUUAAUGCGCCUAUAGUUUCUUACCUUUGAUAACAAUAGACAACCUGCGAGGAGUUCAGUGAUAAUAGAACAUUAUAUGCUCUAAAACGUUUCCGCCCAAGAUUCGGAAGCAAACUACGUCCGUGACUUAAAACUCUCGCAGAGCCCGAGUGAAUACUUGUCAUUGUAUUUCGUGCUUGUCAGGUUCUGAACUCCGCGGUACCGCAGCAGGUCAAAAAACUUUUAUCAUGUUUUCUUUCUAUUUUAGCUCCUUGCAUUGACAAGCAUCCUAAAACUUGUCCAGACUGGGCUAAACGGGGACAAUGUGAACAAAAUAGAAAUUUUAUGGAAGAAUACUGUUGGAAGUCCUGCUCAAAAUGUAAGUAAGAAGCCAUUAUCUGAUGAUUGUCCGCUAUUAAACGUCAGUCAAAGGUUACCGGGAAGUCGGGAUGGAAACGCAGCCAGUACAUGUCCGUGCAAGAGUCAGCGGCACUGAAACUUUUUUCUUUACAAUAAACGACGAUUUAAUUUACAGGAUAGGAAAACACUUUUUAACACAAGCUUUCGAUUCCCUAUCGGAAUCUUUAUCAAGUGAUGCAUUUGGGCGUUUUGUCGCGUGAUUUAUACUGUGACUUGUGGGAUUAGCCUAGCCUGCGAGCAAGCUCUCCUAUUUGGGCGAGUGAAACGAGUCUCGCGAGAACGCGCGAGUGAGCAGCGAAGCCGCGAGGGGCAGAGGAAAGGAGAGCUUGCAACGAUCCCUUAUAAAUGUUCAUUUGUACUUCGCCCAGACGAAGGGAAAUACCAUUGGCUGAAAAAUGACGUUCCGUAAAUCAAAGUUGAUUGAUAACAGGUCAAGCUGGCACCCGCUUCGUCUGUGUGUCAAAUUUGGUUCUCAGGGGGAUCAGAUUGGUACUGAGAACUUGUUUCAGCCCUCAGUGCAGACGGGCUCGUUUGAUAUAAUUUUCGCAAAUAGAUUAUUGCGUGCCGAGGAUAAGUCGGACCGAGUUUGUAGUUCUUGUGGAGGGAAAAUGAAAACCCUUCAUCAGUUGUAUUCAUUUGUGACAAGCGCCUUGUUUAGUUCUGAAAACCGGGAGAGUGAAAGUGAAGUGAUUAAAGCGCUGUCUUCCAACAUCGGUUUCUUCGCCCGAUUGAAUUCUACUGGGUAGAAAAAUUCAGAAACGUGUACUUGACAGUGUAGCUGUGUAGAUUGACCGUAAAGAAGGAAAAGAGAAAGAGUUGGAAGCAACUGGAGUAAACCUUAAGAGAACCAAGUGCCGGAAAACGCUAUUCUCCAGUUCCAGACGGACAAAUAUAUGAUGUUUUUGUUGGUGAUUGCGAUGGGGAGUAGUCUUCUACACUGCAGUAUGGACGACUUUUCAAAAGUAAACGAAACGAGAACCAAAGUAGCGAGUUCUUAUCCGAGCGGACAUGUUGAAGUUCGAUGUCCCCGUGAAAAACAAAACACAUCAGUGGUUAAAAACAUUGCUUUGAUGCUGUUGCGAAAGCAAUUUAUAAAUAAAUAUCUCUACGCGCCCUCGGCUGUCUAAACUUACUUGACAGGCGGUUGUCACUUUUCUAAUCUGCGGCACGUUUGCGGUGACGGUUUUCACGCUUAGCGGAGUCCCGGGGUUUCCGGGAUGGAAAUUAAAUUUAUCCUUGAAUAUAUACUUGACCUCCACUCUUCGUUUCGCCUCCGAUAAGCGCACAUGGUGUCAGAAGUGGGAUUCUACCGCAGGAACAAGAGGUAGGGGAAAAUAAAUUUGUUUCGCAACCUUGUUUCACAUCGUGUGAAUGACUGCCAACGCUCAAGAUCCGAAGAAAUAAUCGAGGAAUCAAGCACGCCAGUCAAUUCUCCGCCCAUAGCCGCAGUAGAAACUAGUUCUUCAACGUGCUCAAUACCUACGGAAAACCCACAAAGUGGAAGCGUGAAAAUGGCGGCAGCAAAUUUUAGUAUUCCUCCUCCGGCUAAGUUUGAUCUAAAAGCAGGCGAUUGGGACCACUGGAUAAAGCGCUACGAGUUAUUUGAAGCAGCUUCGGAACGUGAUUGUGGUGGGCUGUCAGAUAAAGUACGCAUUAAUCAAAGCCGCCGACAUUUAUGCGAGUUUCAAACUGUCAGGUGAAGAUAUCCAGCGCACAAAUGUAAAAUAGAAAUUCAAUAAUCAUUUUGAAGAAAAUGUCGCUUCAGUCUUCGAGAGAACACAGUUCGGAAGACGCUUUCAGCAAGACACAGAAUCUGUCCUCACCUUUAUAGAAGAUCUUCAGAAGAGAGCCGACCUCUGCUCUUUUGGGGACCUUCGGGGCCAAAUGGUGCACACUCCAAUAAUAGCUGGUUUGCGUGAUUCUCACCUCAGGCGACGAUUUAUGGAAAAUAAUAACUCUACGUCUGGUUUGCCGAAAUCACGAAAGAUUCAAAUUCUAAAAAAAAACCUCAGGCGACGAUUUAUCUUUUUGGAAAAUGUCGAGGGCGAGGGUGCCAUGUCGAGGGUGCCAUGUCGAGGGUAACAUUUUAUUUUUGCAUUUUUUUUUUUUGGAAAAAGUAAUAAUCGAUGCAAUCAAUGUCAUUAAAACAAAUAAGUAGAAUUUAAAAAGCAAAUGGCGCGUGAACAUCUCCUAGUUGUUGGGUGGUGGUGGAAGGGGGGGGUGGAAUAGAGAAAAGCUCCGGGACAUCCAUAAAGGAAAAUUUGAUGUUGUUGUUGUUGUUUAAUUAAAAUAGUAAGUGGACAUUCGAAUUCGCUUAAAAGUAAAGAACCUUCUCCCUUCCUGUGAAGGUAGACAAGUUGUGCCUAAAAAAAAUGUCAUAGAGCUUAGGCAGGGGCACCCAACGACUGUUUCUGUAAAAUGUCUGUUCGGAGAAGCAAAAAUUGCCUACAAUUUUCUGUUACUUGAGGAAGGCUAAAAAUUUCUAGAUGGCCGUUCCAUUCACGUACAGUUUUCGUAGCUUAUCUAAUUAAUUCCCUACGGUUUUCUAAAGUUUAGUUUUUCACAUUUCAGCCCCCAACUAAGCCUAUUUUUCGUUGAAAAAGGAAAUCUAAAAUUUUCGGAUUAGAAAAUGCGAUGGAGAGAGGAAUCAGAAAAAUUCUCACUUUCGUAAAACCUAAAAUUCCGAACAGAUACAACUUUUAUAGCGCCGCUUAGAAUGCAUUUCUAGAGAUUUGAAAGUACUCUGGAUAAGGAGGGGGACAUUGGGGGGUACCCAAUACCGCAAUACCGUAAGAAAAAAUGGCAGAUACCGAAAUACCGCGUCGAAAAUCGUCUAAAUACCGAUACCGCAUAUUUUAAUCACAUUUAUAAUCGGUUGCGCAUAGUUAUAGUUGCUUCCAUCUAGCGCGUUUAAUUAUCUCAGGCAUUUAUGCACCAGAUGUCCAUGUUUUUUUUAAAUAUUUUGGUAGUUCGCAAUUUUCCGCAAAUUUUCACUGAAAAAUAAACUACAUUCGUUCAGCCUUUUGGUAUUUCGACCCAACAGCUAAUUAACUCCAAUAAAAAUAACUCUUGAAAGCGCGAAAAACAAACCAACCAAAACCCUUUCCACGCACGUCUAGUGCGAGUUUUGAUAUAAAGUGAGUCUAGUCUAGCACGUCAGUCUCUCAGGGGUCAGAUCAGACGCCGCGCCAUCCUCGGAGACCCAGGGGCAGAUAGUGGGGACGAGGGAAAGUCUAAACGGGCGGAAAAAUAUAUAUGAAACGAAGAAAAGUAAAGAACGGCGAGAAGAGCCCCUGGGACAAUGUCUUACCAGACCAGUUCCAAACGGUCGCCGCCGUUUUGGCUUCUGAUUGGUGCCAGAAAAACACUGGCACCAAUCAGAAGCCAGAACGGCGGCGACCGUUUGGAACUGGUCUGGUAAGACAUUGUCCCAGGGGCUCUUCUCGCCGUUCUUUACUUUUCUUCGUUUCAUAUAUAUUUUUCCGCCCGUUUAGACUUUCCCUCCAGGGGCACCCAACGGAUCUGUUCCUCACAAUAUCUGUUCUACAGAGAAAAUUUUGCUGGCUGGGAACUGAGGUUUCGGCUGUUCUGCUGGGAAGUAAAGUCUUAAAUCUGCGGUCAAGAAUUUAUCAAAUGUAUCAAAAAUUCUUGCUGGAGAUAUUUUAUCCCUCUAAUUUGUUAGAAAUUUUUCUUGGGUGUAUAUCCAGCUGGGUAUCAGGAGUAAUCGGCUCCUCUCAGGUGGCUCCUCUAUGUGCGCGAAUUGUGCGCGCUGAUUAUUUAUUUACCGCUGAUCAAAAAAUCUGCACUGGAUAACUGGCAACGGUUCACUGGCGGUUAGAACGAUUCAUGAGAUUCAUGUUUAUGCAAAAGGUAAGGACCUAUUAAACAGCCUGAUGUAUUAUAUUCAAGUUGGACUGACUAGGAUUCACAAAAGGUACAUCUAGGGAAGGCUUAGUGACGUUCCUUUUUCAUUACCAUUGUAGUUGUUGUUAUUCUUGGUUGACAAGCGAGAGAUAAGGCUGUGUGUUAUUUAUUUUGACCGUAUAUACUCGAAUCAGCGCCGCAAUUUCCAAGCAACCCUGCGGCGCUUAUUUGAAUACAGAUUUUUUUCUGCUGGCUCGUAAACAUGGAGAAGGCCACUCUGCUGGCUGGGAGAAUAGCCAUCUAACCUGCUGGGAGUGAGGAACAGAUAACUUCUUUCCAGCAACACAGAAAAGCGCUUGAAAAUGCCUUAAAAGCAUCUAAAUUUUCGUUUUCUUUAGUUAACGGCUCAUUUUCAGAAAAAUGUUCGUUGGGUGCCCCUGUCCUUCGCCUCCUUUAUCUGCCCCUGGGUCUCCGAGGAUGACGCCGCGCUGUUAAGAAGCAAACUUACCAAAUUUUCGCUUUGUACUUUACAAGGCGUUUUUCAAUUCUCGAAACCCAUCAUCUAAACUUAUUCUUGUUGCGAUAAUGUUCGCCUCCUUCGCCCUCUUCAUAAAAAAUUGCCACACAGUCAAUGAUGACCACGCCGUCUUCAACCUCAGAGACCUCAGACAUUGUGAGAAAACGUUUAAGACCUCGAAUUACCGGCACAGGUACACAGAUCGACAAGCCUGGUAAGGUAACUUAAGACGACUCAUUAUGAUUGGAUGCAACAACAAUCACAUUGUAUAUUAUCGACCAUUAACUGUCACAAAAUGACCCACAAAUGGUGUAAUCAUUUACCGUUAUGUCUCAAGACUUCUAAAUAUUAACUUUUAUUGACCUUUAUGUCUUACUGUGUUUUGUUUUGCGUAUUGUAUCGAAAGGAAAGCGCAAAUAAACGGUACCGUAAUACCGUGAACAAUCUUAUUUCACCGAAUACCGUCAGCCAAAAUGAUGAAAAACCGCAUACCGCAGAGCUAGAUGAUACCGCAAUACCGCACGUUAAAAUUAAAAUUACCGAAAUACCGCGUGAAAAAAAGUCCAAUACCGCAAUACCGUAAACCCCCAUGUCCCCCUCGAUAAGCGAAAAAGUGUUUUGAAUGCAUUUAGGGGCGUGGUUGGGUGUCCCUGCUUCGCGGCUUAUAUUUCAGUCACGUCUGCCUCUUCUCUGCCUUGCUUGGCUGUUCAGUGGGGUAGUUUGAAUAUGGAUAUUUCACCGAUUCUUGUUUUUUAAGCUAUCCCACUGUAUGCGACCGAAUUGUCGUGCUUUCAACAACAAUUUAUUAUUAGGUAUUUCCAUAUCUAUACAUGGCAUUACCUAUCUAAUGUUUAUGAAUAAAGUACAAAUAUAUCAUUUAUAAAUAUAUAGCAAAAUAAAAGAUUAUAUUCUUUUCUGAAAUAACAUAUCAUGUCUGUAACGCAUACAUUCAAAAACAAAAGCAGCAAUUGAUCUACAAACAGAGGGAUCUAUACUAUUAAAGAGAAAUAAAAGUUUUGAAGUCACAUCUAAGUCCUUGAAAAGUGUAUAUCUAUCAGAUAUUUCACUGAAGAAUUUUAAACGUAAAUUGUCAUAAAGUUUGCAGAAGAAUAGAAAAUGAAGUUCAUUUUCAACUUCAUUUGUCUGACAUAGAUAACAUAUUCUUAAAUUUUCGGGAGUUUUAGGUACUGUGUGUCUGCCUGUUUCAAUAUGUAAUCGAUGAUUUCCUAGUCGAAAUUUAUUGAGUGCUGUUUUGUGAAGUGGGUUUUUAAUCAUAUUUAAGAAUUCUGCUUUUUUAUUAUCGUUCUUAAAGGUAGUAUAAAAAUUCAAUUUUCUAUUUGUUUUAAGGAGGGUAAGUUGAUGCUCAGUUAGAGCAUUAUUGAUGUUUUGCUUGAUGUAAGAGGUGAAGACUUUUUCGUUGUUUUCAUUCAAUGAAGUAGAAACUUUCAAUGAAGUAGAAACUCGCCAUGAAAAAUACAAGUCAUCGAUAAUCACCGACACCGGAAAUCGUGACCUACAUGUGAUAAUUUAGAUGGUUGAUGCUAUCGCCCGAGUCACGCCGCAAUAAUAAACUCCUUUAAUUACCAACGUCAUGUUCUGCAGCUUAAAAAAUGUAUCACAGCAGAAAUUUGAAACACCCUGAAACACAAAAGGAACGCAAAACCAACACUUAUCGGCACAGUUGAUGGCGGCAGUGGGACAAUAGGAAGUCAUGUGGCGAAACUAAUUUUGUACGCAUCUUUAUCCCUAGUGUGCAUUUCAAACAGAAAUCAGGGGUGUGUGCGCAAAAACUUUCUUCACAACGGCUUCAGCGAUUAUUUCCUAUUUUGCACGAAAAGGGGAGCUUUUAUUCACGAACAGCGAUCAGAUCGAAGCAAACCGAUUAUGCGAACUUUCAAAAAAAGAAAAAAAGAGUGUACACUAUAUGAAUAUUUAAAGACAAAAAAAAUUCCGCAAAAGACAGACUUGGAAUACACUGUCCAGUUUCUUGCAUGAUGUUAAAAGUAGUAAAUUUACAUCAGAAACCACAGAAAAAUAGAUCACAGAGAAAGCUUGAAUUGAAAUACCAGGGAAAACAUUCUCAAAACAGAACCAAAAAUCACUCCACAAACCCAAUGCCAUUUUUUCUUGCCCGACCGACCGAAAAAUUGUACAGGAAUGGCCUUCAGUGUGACAUUGUAACAUUUCAAACAGUUAAACAGAAUUUGCAACACAGUCGAUUUUUUUUCGGGAAUAAAAAACUUGUAUUCACUCCGUUUUUUCCUAUUCAUGUCCAACUUGGCAAAACAACAAACAGAUCUUUAGUAGAAAUGUGUCAAAUGUAAAACAAUUAAUUGGAUGAAUGGGAGACAUGGACCGUACGUCUGUUUUUUUUCCUAUUCACGUCCACCACGUCCACGUUCACAAAUAAAUAUGAUCGAUUGUGGCCUAGAAAGAUAUAUUGCAUUUUAAUGGAAAGCGUCGGCAAAUGCCGAUGUUCACCUCACCGAAAGUCGCUACCAGGCAUUAUUCUAUUUUAAACCUCUGCGUUAGUGGGUGGCGAUUUCCAUGCGAGUUCGCACAUUUUAAUAGCUCUGCAAAAAGAUAGACUCAAACGAUUGCAUUGUUCGUUUAUGACACAUUUUAUGACACAUUUUACAACGCAAUAAAAGUUUUUUCCUUCCAUUCUUGUUGGUUGGACCAGAAAUUCAUAAUUCAACGCACUCAAGUAACGUGUUCUGUUCGUGGUAUGGGUUUCCGGGGUGUUAUAAAUGUAAUUCUUCGACAACAAAUUGGGAUGUCCCGGAGCUUUUCUCUAUUCCAGCCCCCCCCCCCCCCCCCCCACCCAACAACUAGAAGAUGUUCACGCGCCAUUUGUUUUUUAAAUUCUUCUUAUUUGCUUUAAUGACAUUGAUUGCAUCGAUUAUUACCUUUUCCAAAAAAAAAAAUAUGGGAAAAAAAUAUGUUACCCUCGACCCUCGACAUGGUACCCUCGCCCUCGACAUGGAACCCUCGACCCUCGACCCUCGACAAAAAGAUAGACUCGCCACCGACAUAUCCAAAGUGCACGACAGGAAAGGUCCUGAAAACAUACGUCGAAGUACAAGACCCAACGAAACUAGAUGUUCUUCGAAAAAGAAGCAAAAAUCGUGUUACAGACGCGGAGCUCAGCCAGGUUACCCUCCUCAGCGUUGCCGAGCCAAAGAUGCGUCUUCUAGGACAGCCAGCGAUUGAAAAGCUAAAUUUAGUGGCUAGAAUCAAUGAAAUCCAAAGUCCAAGUUACGAAGAAAGGAUUAAAGCAACAUACCCUCAACUGUUCUACGGAUUGGGAGAACUUGAGGGAGAGUAUGAAAUCAAGUGAAACCCAGACGCUCAACCGUUUGCAAUCAUGACCCUAAGACUUAUUCCAUUACCGAUGAAAAGCAAAGUAAAGGAAGAACUUGCCAGAAUGGAGAAGCUGGGAGUAAUCAGAAAGGUCGAAAAGCCGACAAACUGGUGCGCUGAAAUGGUCACAGUAUCUAAACCAAACGGGAAAAUCCGAAUAUGUGUGGAUCUUACGAAGCUAAAUGAAAAUGUUUGCCGUGAAACUUACCCACUUCCAAAGAUUGACGCCUUGCUAGGAGAGAUUGGAAAGUCCAUAGUGUUCACGAAAAUUGAAGCAAAUUCCGGGUUUGGGCGGGAGAAGUUAGCAGAAAACUCUCAGCUCCUAACCACGUUUCUGAUUGCCUUUGGCAGACAUUGUUUUCACCAACUUCCCUUUGGUUUAAAAUCAGCACCAAAAAGAUUUCAAAAGAGAAUGCUAAACGAGCUGGAAGGUUUGGAAGGGGUGAUGUGCAUCACGUAUGACAUCCUUGUGCAUGGAAAGACGCAAAAAAUACGAUGAACGACUUGAAGCAGUUUUAACAAGAUUGAUCAGAGCAAGAAUCACCCUGAACCAAGGCAAGUGCAAAUUUUCAAGGACACAAUUGCAGUUCGCGGGCAAUAGUUUCAGCGCUCAAGGAAUGGGCUCCGACCCUGGCAAGACUGCAGCUAUCGAAAAGAUGGAGAGACCGCAAAUGCUGCAGAACUACGAAAAUUCCUGGGAAUGAUCAGCCACUAACAGAAGUUCAUCAAAAACCUGUCCGAGGAGACUAUUCCUCUUCGCGGUCUUCUUUAGAGCAAGAACAAAUGGCAUUUGGGCCAAGCUCAAGAAGAAUGUUUCUCUCGCCUAAAGAAAGAAAUGACCCAAGCGCCAGUUCUCGCUCAUUAAUGCCCCGAAAAAGAAACUAUUAUUCUGCAGACGCCUCGUCGAACGGAUUAGGAGCAGUCCUCUUAAAUGUCCAAGACGAUGGCACAAAGAAGCCAAUUGCCUACGUUUCGCGCUCUAUGACGGUAUGGCCAGAUAGAGAAAGAAGCACUCGCAACCACCUGGGCGUGCGAAAAGUUUUCCAACUUUGUCCUCGGUAAAGAUUUCCUUAUCGAAACGGACCACAAGCCGUUGGUGCUGCUACUAAGAUCUAAAUGUCUCCAAGACAUGCCACCACGUAUUUAGAGGUUCCGGAUGCGACUGAUGCGCUACUCCUACCAAAGAGUCAAUGCACCCGGAAAAGUCUCACCACUGCUGAUACCUUAUCAAGAGCGCCGUUUCACCGAAAUCUCACGAGAGACGAGAAGCUACUCAGUGAAGAUUUAAACCUCUAUGUCUCUAUGCCUGCCAACUACAGAGCGCCGCUUUCAAGAAAUACGCCUUCAUCAGGGUGAAGAUGAAGUUUGUUCAAAGUUUAAGCCGUUCUGCAGCGAAGGCUGCCCAGAGAAACAUCACCUGAAUUGUUCACUCCAACCUUACUGGCGGUACAGAGCAGAAACCACUGCUCAGGAGGGAAUUCUAAUGAAAGACGAGAGAGUCAUCAUUCCCUCAGCGUUAAGGCUCGAUGUAUUAGACAAGACACACACAGGUCAUCAAGGUAUCCAGAAAUGCCGCGAAAGGACAAAAAGUGGUGUCUUGGUGGCCGAAUCUCCGCUAGCAGAUAGAAGACCUUGUCAGAGAAUGCCCUACUUGCAUUAAGACGAACGCUAGCCGUGCAGAGCCCAUGAUUCCUUCAUAGUUACCCGAGCGUCCAUUCCAAAAAGUAGGAACCGAUCUUUUCGAAUGGAAAGGAAAAAAUUUCGUCCUCGUGGUAGAUUACUUCUCGCGAUAUUGUGAAAUUGGAGUACAUCGAAAAUCCACCUCUCAAGAAGUGAUCAAGCACCUUAAGGCGAUUUUCUUUCGCCAUGGAAUUCCAGAACCGUGAUCUCCGAUAACGGACCACAGCUCAGCGGAAUUCGCCAAAUUUUCAGAAGACUGGGGAUUCACACACAUUACAAGUAGUCUGCAAACAACUAAAAAUCUCCUUACAUAUCCGACGAUCUCUAUGAAGCACUCCUCGCUUACAGAGCUACCCCAACUGAAAACGGAUUUAGCUCAGUUGAACUAUGCAUGGGAAGGCACGCCACCUUUCCAACUACCCCACCGCAAGUUCCCGAGUCAACGAAAUUGCGUGAAAAGGAAGCCAAGAUUAAGACCGAGGAAACAAAAGACUAUAACCGACGACAUGCAGUGAAAGAGCUAAGUAAUCUGUCACCAAGCGAUCGUGGUGUUUAUAUCUCUGAUCGUAAAGAGAACGCAGUGGUAGUAGCCAAAACAACAGAGCCAGGUUCCUAUCAUCUCGACAUUGAUAGUAAUGUAACUGUUAGAAGAAACAGACGCCAGCUCAAUCCAAAUCCUAAAGAAGUAAAUACUCAGUAGAAAGCCCUUAGCCCGAACCUCCUGAAGCUCUUAAGGAUCAACCACCUGUUCUGGUAGAGAAGAAAGAAGCUUUACGAUCUGGCCAAAAGUCUUCCAUUCUAGGUCCCGUUCCAGGAACCAUUACUCGUUCCGAAAGAAAAGUCAACCCGCCCAAGAGAUUAGUUUUUGAUUAGGACUGGAAGAACAUUUGUUAUAAGUAAUUCGUUUCGUGAUCGAAAUAUUUGAUUGACUUGCCUCCUAUUUAAAGAACUUUGCCUAGAGACAUUUUUAUAGAGGUACCAAAAUGUCAAGAAAAGGGGAUGUGGGAUUAGCCCUUAAUUCUCUUACUUAGCAACCGUGCUCGACCUAUACACCCUGAAGUGUUUUGAUGAGAAAUCAGUUAACCUCACGCCUUGCUCAUGUUAUCUUCUUCAAUCAUUAAAUUGUAUAUCCCUGAAUAUAUACUUGGCCUCCACUCUUCGUUUCGCCUCCGAUAAUCGCAGAUGAAUCACGGGAAAAAAAAAAGCCCGACUUAUCGCGGGGAGCUCUUAACCAACGUCUUUGUUCAAUGCCGGAGCACGACAAAAUAUUUCGAUGGCCUCCAUAACACUUCUCUUGAACAUGUCCUCUUCCCUUGCGAGGAUCAAAGAGGAGGAGAUACCCAAGGUGUGGCCUGACAACUUCAGAUGAUCCCCAACCGCCGAUGGGAAUUAGGACGGGAUUAAGUAACUCUUUUUCGCUAAGGGUUUUUCUUUACUUAUUGAUUACGUAAAAAUAUUAAUAUCCAAAAUAUUUUUCCCGGUUUGUUGUAUUCCAAUUACGCAGCAUCAUCACUGAAUAAACGAUAGGAAGACACGUUUUAUUGACGCAAAGACAAGAGCGUUCCAUUUAGAAGAAAUUAAAAAUAAAAAAGAUAGCUAAUGUCUAAACUGUAUCUUAGCACAACUGACAAAAGUAGUUCCACAAAUACUGAAAUUAAUGGGCACUCAGUGCUUUAAGUCCGGUCAGUGAAAAUAUUCUAUGAACACGGGCUUUGGAUGACUGCACUGUCGUUUCCAGUUUUCUGCGGACUGAACAUAAGAAGAAACCAUCGACAAAUUAUUGGCCUCUUCCGUUUUUCUUUCUCUCUUGGAAGAAUUCAGUGCGCUGACCACUAGUGUCCGCAAAGCAAAUUUGUUUACCAGGUAAACCGAUCGACAUCGCUCUUAUGUUUCAUCUUCUUAUGUUUACUAGGUAAACCGAUCGACAUCGUUUUACUUGGGCCACAUAAAGAUCUGUUAUCCGAAGCGUUUGUACAUACUAAGCAUGUUAAUUCAAUAAAAAGUGAAAAUACUUGAGAUUUUCGCCGGGAUAGUAAUCCUUCAUAAAGGAGUGUCGUUAAAGGGGUUUAUACAGUAAACAAAAUAAGCGAGGUCACUGAGGUGCAAGGCUAAAAAGGACGAAAAUUCAGUCCAGGAAACUUUAAGACACUCGGACUUUGUUAUUCGCGUUAAUAUACUGAUUUUAGAAGACGGUUGACAGGAGAACAACUAAAAAGAAUUCUCGCUAUAGAUCUGGACGCUAAUGAACAGUGGAAAAUAUAGCAUUCCUUAUGAAAGGAACUCAUAAGGUUGAAUUGGCGUUCAGCCUCUAAGAGUUUCCAGCUGCACUGAACAUGCUUUUACGUCCAUCUGAUUUAUAUUAAAAAGUCUUUUAGACUGAAAUGAAUCCGAAAUCUCCAAGGUUUAUCUUUGAAUGGUAAAUGUUCUUUCAACACAGGUUUCGACAGAAGAAAGAUUAUCCCCAGUCGCGCAGAACCUGGACUGUUGACAAUUACAGUGAAAGCUCUCCUGACGGACCCUCUCGUAAGUGGACAGCUCUACCUACGGCCGUCUUCAUUAAGCCCCGUUUUUCUCAACUCCCAUACAAACUCGGUAUUUCUACAUUCCAGCGAAAGCGGCCAGUUCCAAUUACGGACACUUUUUUCGCGUUCUGAAGGUGUCGGUUACGAGAGCUUCCAUUGUAGGCUAAAACUUUGACUUGCCGCCCUUGAGAAAGAAAUAGAGCUGUAGGUCUCUCACUCUCUCACAAAAGAUUUUGAUUUAUUUUCUUUGUAGGCUGCAGAGAUAAAAACAAGCAUUGUGCAGACUGGGCUAAAAGCGGGGAAUGUGCAAAAAAUGCAGACUAUAUGACUGAAAACUGCGCAUUAAGUUGUAACAAAUGUUGA
Porites lobata is the source of this 31602-nucleotide messenger RNA. The record is from the annotation of a GenBank genome assembly. Lineage: Eukaryota; Metazoa; Cnidaria; Anthozoa; Scleractinia; Poritidae.